AUGGUAACGCCAGCGGGCCUGGCCCUGCAUGUGUCCCGCGAAGCAUCCGGUUCAUGCGUGAGAGAUCCACGCCAUUACACUUUGACUAUAAGCACAUUUGGAAGACGCAGGCAGUGGCAACGUGCGCUGACGCUUCUCAGCGACAUGAUUGAAACGAACGUGCACGCCGACGUCAUCUGUUUCAGCGCUGGGAUUAGCGCAUGCUCGAAGGGAGGACAGUGGCAGCAGGCCCUGCUGUUGCUGAGGAAGAUGGGGGAGGUGAAGGUAGAGCCGGACUCAGCUACGGCGCUGGGAUCGGCGCGUGCGAGAAAGGCGGGCGGUGGCAACAGGCCCUGCGGCUACUUUGCGAGAUGUGGGAGACGAAGCUGGAGCCAGACGCUUCAGCUACAACGCUGCGAUCAGUGCGUGCGGCAAAUGCGAGCAGUGGCAGCAAGCCCUGUCGCUGUUCAGUGA
Prorocentrum cordatum is the source of this 453-nucleotide messenger RNA. The record is from the annotation of a GenBank genome assembly. Lineage: Eukaryota; Dinophyceae; Prorocentrales; Prorocentraceae.